CAAUGGCUGGACACCCGAUAGUGACAAUGAAUGUCCCGAAAUCAGUUUCCGAAGGCAGUGAUGUCCAGUUGUCGUGUUUGCACGAGUUGUACAACACAUCCCUGUAUUCGUUGAAAUGGUUUCAUAGAAAAGACGUGUAUUCAGAGGAACGGGAGUUCUUCCGAUACACUCCGCGAGCAAAACAAGUUAAACAAUUAUAUAAAUCAAUGGGAGAAACGGUAUCUCUGGACAAAGUGAGCGCAAAGGCCAGCGGUCUCUACAAAUGUGAGAUCACUUUAACGGAAAUCAGUCACAAACCAUCGGACGAGAAAUUUAUGUCCGUCUCGUAUUUGCUUCACUCUGCCCUCUGCCACCCCUCUCCUAUUCUUCUCGCACCCAAACUA
Messenger RNA from Medioppia subpectinata, 383 nucleotides. The record is from the annotation of a GenBank genome assembly. Lineage: Eukaryota; Metazoa; Arthropoda; Arachnida; Sarcoptiformes; Oppiidae.